Molecule: messenger RNA, 1527 nt
Organism: Sceloporus undulatus (fence lizard)
Lineage: Eukaryota; Metazoa; Chordata; Lepidosauria; Squamata; Phrynosomatidae
Product: zinc finger protein 665-like
Exons: 5
Coding region: 104-973 (289 amino acids)
Biological process (GO): negative regulation of transcription by RNA polymerase II
Molecular function (GO): DNA-binding transcription repressor activity, RNA polymerase II-specific
Source: RefSeq, a predicted model, not a curated record
UGGGGAUUUCAUGGCGAGAAGGACAAAGAGGUAAAGCAGGAGCAUCGGAGGCCUGAUCCGGAUCCCCUUUCGUUGGAGUGGAGUAGCAAGAGCAGUUCCCCUGAUGUUUGAUUCUGCAAGCCAACAUCAAGGAGCUCAGCUCCUGAUCUCCUUUGAGGACGUGGCCAUGUAUUUCAGUGAAGAGGAGUGGGACCUUCUGGAUCCAGGACAGAGGACUCUCUACAAGGAGGUUAUGAUGGAGAAUUAUGAUACCUUGGCUUCUCUGGAAGAAUUCCCCGAACCAGACCUCAUUUCUUGGUUGGAAGAAGGAAGAGAUCCCUUCAUCUUGGGUUCUGAGAGGGAAGAUAAGAGAUCAAGAGAUUAUCGCCACAACCAUCAGAAUGAUAGGGAGCCACUGUCUAAGUUAGCAGAAGAAGCAAGACUUGGAACCGAAAAAGAGAAACCGAGAAAACGAAGAGUACCAGGGAAGUGUGCUGUCUGUGGGAAAGUGAUAGCAAAUAAAAACGAACUAAAUAGACAUAGCCUAGUACACACAAGGGAGAAACGACAUAAAUGCAUGAAAUGUGGGAAAAGCUUCAGUAGGAAGGAUGUUCUAGGUGUCCAUGAAAGAAUCCAUGCGGAAGAAGAAACUUAUAAAUGCACUCAUUGUGGAAAGAGGUUUGCUGCCUACAGUCAUUUUUUAGAGCACCGAAGAGGCCUCACAGACGAAACACCAUACAAAUGUGUGGGAUGCGGAAAGGGCUUCUGUGUUCUCAGUAGGCUUACUAUACAUGAAAGAGUUCACACGGGGGAGAGACCAUAUCCAUGCAUGCAGUGUAGAAAGAGGUUCAGUAGGAAAGAUUCUCUUCAGUUGCAUGAAAGAAUUCACACACAGGAGAAACGGUUUAAAUGCACAGAAUGUGGAAAGGGCUUCAAUCGGAAUGGAGAAUUUACUAUGCAUCAAAGAAUUCACAAAGAGGAGAAGCCAUAUUAGUGCAUGGAAUGUGGAAAGGGCUUCAAUCAGAGCGCAGCAACCAUACAAAUCUAUGGAAUGUGGGAAGAUCUUCAUUCUGAGUGGAAGUCUAUGUUUACAUCUAAGAACGCACACAGGGGAGAAACCAUAUCAGUGCAUCAUAUGUGGGAGGCACUUUGGUACGAAGGGUCAUCUUAAUCAACAUCAUAGGACCCAUAUAUCGGGGAAACCCUAUAGAUGCAGCGACUGUGGAAAGCGCUGCCGUAAUGUGAGAUCCCUGACUAAAUACCAGAAAACUCACACAAAGUGACAUUAAUGUUUCUAUAUGGAAUCAUUGCUGGAUUACUACAUGGGUUGUGGAAAGAAGUUCCCUCUGAAGACAGAAAUGUUUCAUUACAAUUAGUUUAAUCUGAGAAUAGGAGAUUUUCAUAGCCAGAUGACUAUCUUGGCUUGGAAAUACUGGAACCAUUAGAGAAGUGCAGCUUUGUUUUUGUUUUUUGACUGAGAAACAGAUUUUGUCGUUUUCUAUAUUGUUAAAACUUAUUUUCCUUUUCCAAAUAAAAUAAAUGGCAUUG